Messenger RNA from Oldenlandia corymbosa var. corymbosa, 5635 nucleotides. Lineage: Eukaryota; Viridiplantae; Streptophyta; Magnoliopsida; Gentianales; Rubiaceae. The record is from the annotation of a GenBank genome assembly.
UGCGUAAGAAUCUGUCCUUGGGAGGGGAACAACGACGGGACGUGGACGCCUUGCAAUAUUAAAAAAAAAAAAAAUCACUAAUCACCAGCCAAAAGCAAUUGAGCAAUUGGGACUUGAUGGAUCCUCUUGUGGGACGAGGUCCAGUUGGGCCGUUGGUAAGUGACAAGUUUUAGCCCAAAUAAAUUGGCGAUCCAUACUGGCUGGUUGGAUUUGGGCAAAAAAAUUUCUCAAAAUUGACAAAAGAAGACUGCCGGCCGUAGCACAAAUCGGUGUUAAUUCUCUGGCUGGCUUAUUAGUAGUAGCGGGAAUAAGUGGAAGAGUUGGCGCCCGACGGAACGGGGUGGUGCUCCGGUGAGGUCCACCAACAUGUUGUCCAGGAUAUCAAAGCAGCUUUUCACUUCCAGGGCCUUCACCCUUGAGAAGUGGUCAUUUCCACAACAUGGAAAUUAUCUUUUGUCACGCUCCUUUGCCACACAAGCUGCAGCAUCUAAUUCAGUUGCCCAAAAUCAUGCAGCAGAGGGGAACUCCUCGAAUAAGAUAUUUGCUUCAUAUUCAGUCUACAAGGGCAAAGCUGCACUUUCUGCUUCACCAAGACUCCCAACAUUUGCAAAGUUGGAAUCAGGUGGUGUUAAGGUUGAUCGUAAAGGCACCAUUAUGUUAACAUUUUGGCCUGCGAUUGGCGAGCGUAAGUAUGAUUGGGAAAAGAAGCAGCUUUUUGCUUUAUCUGCAACAGAGGUUGGAUCAUUGAUAAAUUUGGGUCCUCAAGAUUCUUGUGAAUUCUUUCAUGAUCCUGCAAUGUUAUCAAGCAAUGCUGGUCAAGUUAGAAAGAGCUUAUCAAUCAGGCCUCAUACUGAUGGUAGCGGCUAUUUUUUUUCGCUGAGCGUUGUGAACAAUAUCUUGAAAACGAAUGAGCGAAUGGUUGUUCCUGUAUCAUCUGCUGAAUUUGCAGUCAUGAGAACAGCUUUCAGUUUUGCUUUGCCGCGCAUAAUGGGAUGGGAUCAGUACAAUAACCAGCAAGUUGGUGGAAUCACAAACUCCAACUCAUCAAAAGUGCUCCCGCACCUGAUCGAUUCUGAAUGGGAAAGAUGAAGUCUCUGUGCACAGUAGUUAUGUAUUAGCUAGCAACUCUUUUGUGUCUCUGUAUUAGUUAUCUAUACCCUAUUUAGCCAAACAUAAAAAUAUCGUUUUGAGUGUGGCAGUUGUUUCAUGAUACUCGCAAAGAUGAUUCGCUUUUGUGGUCUGGGAAAUGUUAAAAUGUGUUUUCUCCCAGAUUGGUAUUCCAUCAAGAUGCAUGUUCAGAAGGGAUUGUACUUCUGCUUAUCCUUGAUCAUAUCUCCCCCUUUUCUUAACAUUGCAAACUAGACUUCAGAUAUUAGUUGCAUAAUGACACUGGACAAUGAUACUUCAUAAAGACACAAGUUAUUUUGCGCACACAUUAAAUAAAAUCUAAUAUUAUGACCAAGGAUGGUAAAAUUUUGAUGGAAUAAAAGAUGCUAUUGACAUCCAACUACGCGUAUAAACAGGGAACUCAAGCUUGAAUGCUGACGCCUCAAAAGCCUCAAUCUACUUUGAACUGAAGAACUGUCUAAUCUGCAUAAAGCUUGGCAGAAGGGAUGGGAGUAUUUCAGAUUUUCACAAGCCAGACAGAACCACCACACUGAGGCAGAAGGAAAAGUAUUUCAAUUUUCAAGAGCCAGACUGCAGACCAUGCAAUUCAAUCAUACACAACUCACGAAUAUAGUUUCAUCAAAUACGUAAAAACUAUAUAGCUGAGUGCCCUCUCAUCUACAACAGCAUUUGUGGAUGAUCUCUAUGUACAGGGGGGGGACAGCAUGGGUUGUGUCACCACUUACUCAGCUCCCAUAAAACAUAAUUCUCAUGAUGGAUCAUAGACAAUUUGUACACAUUUAAACUCUGGCUUCUUUAAUCUGCUCGAGGAGGCGGCAGGUGAUGAAGAGGAGAAGCAAUCCUCGGAUUGAGAUGACACAAAACUGAUCAACUAAUGCACUUAAGGCCCCCACAUAUGCCUAACCAAAUUCCAAACAGCACAAGGCACACAAUGAUAUCAACUGCAAGAAUGAUCCUCACCUGUCGACACCAUCUCUUUUGGAUAAGUUGAGAGCUUGAAGACCUGAACCGGGCUGAGCCAAAAUCCUUCUGUAAUGGAGAAACUGAAGAAGAGCUUUGGCUGUUAGAAUCAAAAGCUCCCAAGUGUGAAACCCCCCUAGCUCCUCCUCCCCUAUCGGCAGAUUUUCGAUGGUUCUCUUCCAACUCAAUGUCACGGAUCCCAAUUAUAUGCUCCUUCAUUUUCUUCUUCUCUUGUUUGCUAGGCUUGCCUAACAAUGGUGCUUUUGACAAAGGAACACCAUCAACUUGGCCAUUCCCAACAAUGUCAUUAGGUGAAGGAGAGAGCUCAACACUAGAAUACGGGGCAGGAACUUGUUCUGGCCUUUCACUACCGCCAUCACCACCACCAAUUCUGGACAUGCUCUCGAACGAGGAAAUCAGACAAUGGAUAACCGGAACCAGUUGGUCUUGUAUGGAAAAGGAGGAAUUCACAUUUGCCUCACCAUUAUGACUCUUACUUGAACCCUUCUUAGUCACCUUCCUAAAUUCUUUCCCCAGAUGUUCCAAAAACCUUAGAACUCCUUUAUUCCCAAUAACCUCGUCAGCAAUCACAAAAUAUACAUAACCAUCUUCUUCUGCAUCCAUCAGAAACCCGAAUGUCUUUCUGCCCAUUGUCUGAAGAUACCAUCUAUGAUAAGGAGGGGUUUUCUCCAAGCACAAUGCCGCCAGAUUCUCAAUUUCAGGGUCUCCACCGUUGUAAGCAUACACAACCCCACCCCCCUUCUUCCAUAUACAACAAUAAUAAACAGAUCCCAUCUUGGUAAUGAAUACCCUCAAAGUAGAAAAAAAUAUUGCUCAAUUCAUUUACGCAAUCAUCAAACUCGGCUCAGAUCAGCACUCUCAAGACUCAAGACUAGUUUCUCCAAGUGUCUAAUACUAUAUCCCAGCUGCUACAAUAUUUGGCACCAGUACAACAAAAAUAGGCAAGCAAAUCAGUUUUACAAAACUAAAAGUCUACCUUAUUUGGAAACGAAAAAAAAAAAAAAUCUAAUUCAAGUCUCCAAAUCACUAUAAGUACACAACAGCAAUUGGAGUUCAAAAAACCACAGAUGAGCGAAGGUUGAGUGACGAAUGGAAGUUUAUGUACACUCAAAACGAAACAAUUUCAUAUAUUUAGAUAGCAAUGAUUAGAGCUAAAAAAUCCCAGAAGAAGCAAAGUUCCAAUCUUUCCACUUACAACGACUAUGAAAUAUUAAAGGGGAAGUAUCAAUCUUUUACCUGUGGACUAGAUGAAUGGCAACACACACAUCCAAGAAGACUCUUGAGAGUUGAGACUGCAUUCGGGAUGUAGGGCAGGCGACAAGUCAACCACAGCAACAAUUUAAGCAAAUUAUGGUGCAUAAUCUGUUAAAGCUUUUUUUUUUUUUUUUAAUUAAAGCUCGGAUGGUGAAGAAAUUGACCGUGUUAACUAAAGGGAAGAUUUUGGUAGAGCCAUUUCAAUUUUGUUACACUGGGGGCGCUUUUGUUUUGGUUCAUUUUGACUACGCCUUUUAUGUAGGCAAAACAUUUCUGUUAGGCAACAAAGGUGGGGACCAAAAUGCUGUGUCUUGGUCCUUUGUUCCCAUUUUUUUUUUAGUUACACUUAAUUCACGAUUUCACAGAGUAGAUCAGGAUAUCAUUAGCAUUGAUAACUUCCGGAUGAAAAGGAUCUUUAAAAGAGGUAUUGAUUCUUUUUAGCAGGUUUCCAUUCCUCAUUUCAAAGAAUACCCCCAAAUACAAUAUUUUCCAUCCCUUUUUUUAGGGACAGCAAAUUAUGCAAUGUUGGCAUGUUGGAAAUGAAAUAAAGAACCAAAGUAUGUACCAUGGCAAAUGACUCUGAUUGAACUCUGAAUGAAAUCUUAAAUUUGGAACUUAAAAUUGUGAUUUCUUUGAGAUGUUUGGAUGUCUGAAAAAGAUAAAUGUCAUGACCCUCAACUCUACUCUUUCUUAGCAGCUUCAUCCCAAAACUUUGAGGAGGAGAUCCAACAUUCACGUCUAAAUGUGAAUAUAUAGGACAUACUCAGAUCGAAAACUCUGCAACCAUACGAAAUAUGCGCAUCAGCAUCAUCAGUGCCAUGGGUUGAGGAUUCUUUGAUCUACAGAGCAACAAUCAUCAUCGUGACGUUGUUGGCUGCUGUUUCUGUUAGGACUUCCGCCAGCAUCAUCAUCGUUAAGAUUGUCCUCUGAAGUUGCCCUAUUAUUAUCUAUUUGUUGGACAACUAGCACUAAUUCAGUAGUACUUGAUUCUGCUUCAUCUUUAGCAGAAGAGGGAGAAACAAGGGACUGGCGGCAGAGUGGGCAUGUUGCACGAGUAGACAACCAGUUGUCGAUACAUUCCACGUGAAAAGUAUGCCCACAACUAGGUAUUUGUUGGAGCUUUUCCUCAGCCUGAUAAUCCCCAAGGCAAACAGAACAUCUGCAACAAAAAGAGAAAAACACAACAUUAAGCUUGUUGUCAUAUCCGUUGUGAAUUAUGCUAACCAAAUGAACUGAAUGUAGCUUUUUUUUAGCCUGAGCUUCUAAUCAGGUCAUGUAUUAGGUAAUGAAAAUGCCAUGUCCGGUGAUGAGUCAAUAAUAGUUUCAGGAUUUUACUUAAAGAGUUCUCUUGGAAAGCCUUUCAUCAGGCACCUAUUCAUGAAUGUUAUGUUUGUAGAUGAUAAAUUCAAUAAAAGUUGAGUCCCAACUUUGGAAGCGUGUCAAACCAAGAUUGGAGAAUUCUCAAUGAUGAGGAUAAACAUAUCAAAACGGAAAACACAACCCCCCUUGUUAAUAAGAAUUUCAUCUUUAAAUGCAACUAACUGACUAAAGUUUCAAUAUAACUUAUACAAGCAAGCUAUCAAACUCUUUGAUUAACUGUAGUGUUUUUGCUUUCGUCCCUGACAUAUUGAAGUUAUUGGUUUACUAUAGUUGCAGUAGUCCCCAUCUUUCAUGGUGAUGAUAUAUUCCGUCUUCCUCUAAACACGGAUAAAACCAUCAUAAUCUCACUUGACAUCCUAAACCUUAUUACUCUCGCUUGAAAGCAUCUACUCAAGAAAGCUAGAACUCCUAAUCCCUCCUUAAAAGCACACAACUAAGCUAAAUCUUCUUUGCUUUAGAAACAGAUAAGUAUAGUACUCACAAUAUUUUCGGUUUACUAUGUAAGAACAUAAUCAAUAGGUUCAAUGCAGGCCCGCGCUCUCCAACAUAACCAAACCAAAUACUCAUAAUAAGCAAACGAAAGUGAACAGAUUCUCAAACAAAAUAACAGAAGGAACUCCUCAAAUCCAACAAACUAACGUCAGAAAAACAUCAACUUUUAAAGGUUCUUGUAUCUGCAAUCAUCAGUAAGAAAAAAGGGAUUAUUUGAACUUCUCCAUAGGCUAAAUUCACCAGGCCACAUUCAAAAAGUUUAAAACACAUAAAUCAAAAAACGGCCAGCAUGUGGAGAGGCCAUAUCAGGAGAUAAAUCAGCCAGAUUAAUAAGGUAAUGGUAAUUUCCUGAGAAAAAUAUGAAAUGCAUCACUUACUGUGUAUCAUUGACAGAAAAGCU